This is a messenger RNA of Rhodamnia argentea, 1190 nucleotides long. Its product is annotated as ribonucleoside-diphosphate reductase small chain. Bases 69 to 1064 code for a protein of 331 amino acids. Gene Ontology annotation, biological process: deoxyribonucleotide biosynthetic process. The transcript has 3 exons. Lineage: Eukaryota; Viridiplantae; Streptophyta; Magnoliopsida; Myrtales; Myrtaceae. Gene Ontology annotation, molecular function: oxidoreductase activity. The record is from RefSeq and is a predicted model, not a curated record.
AUCGAGCUUUAGCCCGGUCGAAGCAGCAGCCGAUCGCAGGGAGCUCGAACGCCCGGAGGCCGAAAACGAUGCCGUCGAUCAUCCAAGAGGAAGAGCCCCUGCUCGCCCCGAACCCCGACCGCUUCUGCAUGUUCCCUAUCCAGUACCCCCAGAUCUGGGAGAUGUACAAGAAGGCCGAGGCCUCCUUCUGGACCGCCGAGGAGGUCGACCUCUCCCAGGACCUCCGCCACUGGGACUCCCUCUCCCCCGACGAGCGCCACUUCGUCACCCACGUCCUCGCCUUCUUCGCCGCCUCCGACGGCAUCGUCCUCGAGAACCUCGCCGUCCGCUUCAUGAAGGAGGUCCAGCUCUCCGAGGCCCGCGCCUUCUACGGCUUCCAGAUCGCCAUCGAGAACAUCCACUCCGAGAUGUACAGCCUCCUCCUCGAGACCUACAUCAAGGACUCCGCCGAGAAGGACCGGCUCUUCCGCGCCGUCGACACCGUCCCCGCCGUCGCCCGCAAGGCGGACUGGGCCCUCCGCUGGAUCGACGGCGCCGAGUCCUUCGCCGAGCGCCUCCUCGCCUUCGCCUGCGUCGAGGGCAUCUUCUUCUCCGGCAGCUUCUGCUCCAUCUUCUGGCUCAAGAAGCGCGGCCUCAUGCCGGGGCUCACCUUCUCGAACGAGCUCAUCUCGCGGGACGAGGGGCUCCACUGCGACUUCGCCUGCCUGCUCUACUUGCUGCUGAGGAGGAAGCCGAGCGAGGAGCGCGUGAGGGGGAUCGUGCGGGAGGCGGUGGACAUCGAGAGGGAGUUCAUCUGCGACGCGCUCCCGUGCGCUCUGGUGGGGAUGAACCAGGACCUGAUGGGGCAGUACAUAGAGUUCGUCGCCGACCGGCUCCUCGGGGCGCUCGGGUACGGGAAGAUGUACAGCGCGGCGAACCCGUUCGACUGGAUGGAGCUCAUCUCGCUGCAGGGGAAGACCAACUUCUUCGAGAAGCGGGUCGGGGAGUACCAGAAGGCCUCGGUCAUGUCCAGCAUCAACGGCGACGGCGGGAGCCACGUGUUCAAGAUGGACGAGGACUUUUAGAUGCUUCCGUUGGGGCGUGGUGUACCAAAUACUGUCUCACUUUUUCUCUUUUUUUUUUUUUUUUUUUUUUGCAACUUAUUUUGGUUUUGGGAAAUGAUAAUGUUAUAAAAGCCGGUUCGUUGUGAA